This is a messenger RNA of Ornithodoros turicata, 1626 nucleotides long. RefSeq lists its product as uncharacterized. The transcript has a single exon. Lineage: Eukaryota; Metazoa; Arthropoda; Arachnida; Ixodida; Argasidae. The coding region runs from base 1 to 1626 and encodes 541 amino acids. Gene Ontology annotation, molecular function: nucleic acid binding. Gene Ontology annotation, biological process: DNA integration. The record is from RefSeq and is a predicted model, not a curated record.
AUGCCAGAACUCCUUCGAGACUCCAAGCCAUUCGUAUGGACGUCAAGUGCGGAUGAAAGCUUCAAGAAAGUGAAGUCGGUGCUCAGCUCCUGUCCAGUCCUCCACAUGUUUGACCCACGACUCCCUGUGAUCGUGGCGACGGAUGCUUCGUCUUACGGAUUGGGCGCUGUCUUGCAGCAACUUAAAGGGGACCAGAUUCGCACAGUUGCGUUUGCUUCUCGCACGUUGUCUCCCCUGGAGAGGAAGUAUUCGGUUGGAGAACGUGAAGCGCUUGCUUGCCUGUGGGCAUGCGAGCGCUGGCAUGUCUACCUUUGGGGACGCCCGUUUACUCUGCGUACAGAUCAUCAAGCGUUAGUGACGCUUCUUGGGGCCCAAGGUACAGGCCACAGACCUCUUCGAAUUUCCAGAUGGUCUGCGAGGCUACUUUACUACAACUUCAAAGUUGAAUACAAGAAGGGAGCAGAAAACUACGUAGCGGACGCUCUAUCCCGGCUACCGUUACCAUCACAGCAAGAAUUUGAAGAGGAGAUAGUGUGCACCGUCUCCAAUGCGAUCACCAAGGGAGAGCUCCAAGAUGCUACUCGACUCGAUCCUGAAGCCAGUGCAGUUAUCAACGCACUUGAAGGAGGGUCGUGGCCACCGCGUGCUGAGAUGUCUCGAAGCAUGAUCCCCUAUUACCGCUUUCGAGACGAGCUUUCUGUUGUAGAUGGACUGCUGUACCGUGGAGAACGCAUCGUUGUUCCGCAGGCGUUAACAUCUAAGAUUCUCACUCUCGCGCACGAAACCCAUCCGGGAAUUGUGCGGACAAAGCAGAGACUCCGAGAUCUCUACUGGUUCCCUGGAAUGGACGCACAAGCUGAAAAGAUGGUGCGUGACUGCUCUACCUGUCAAUCCGCUGACAAGUCUGCCAGGACAGCGCCUUCACCUUUACACCCGGUCCCAUUUCCGGCCAAGCCAUGGGCAAAGUCAGGUGUAGACAUCGUCGGACCGUUGGAGGACUGCCCUCACUCCUGUCGCUACGCCAUUACCCUAAUUGACUACCAUAGCAAGUGGCCGGAGGUUUCGUUUGCAUCAAAUGUAACAACCGCCACAGUAGAAACGUUUCUCCGGCAUGUUUUCAGUCGCGAGGGUUUUCCUGAAGAACUAGUCACUGACAAUGGCCCGCAAUUUGUUUCAGCAGAAUUUAAAAAAAUUCUUCAAGAUCGUGGCAUUCGUCAAACGACAGUUUCAGUGUACUACCCACAAGCAAAUGGCCAAGUGGAGCGUUUCAAUCGUGUUUUCAAGGACGUCAUUCAAGUUGCAAAACUUCGUAACAAGGACGUGAAAUCAGCAGUUCUCGAGUACCUCACCGUAUAUAGAAGUACCCCUCAUGCUACCACGGGUGUUUCACCGUCAGUUCUCCUUCACGGCAGGGCCAUACGAACUCGCCUAAAUGUGGUGGGACUUGAAGGGCAGUCAGUCGACGUGGACAUGCCGAAAGUCCGGCAGCGGGUGGAGUGUAAGCAGUCAAAGCAGAAGUUAUACACUGACUCUAAACUAUCUGCUAAGUGUCGAAUAUUCACUCCCGGUACCUACGUUCGAGUGCGCCUACCUGGUCGACGAAAGAAGGGGCAUCCGAAUUUUUAG